Messenger RNA from Salvelinus namaycush (lake trout), 2209 nucleotides. Its product is annotated as myc-associated zinc finger protein-like. Bases 800 to 2188 code for a protein of 462 amino acids. The record is from RefSeq and is a predicted model, not a curated record. The transcript has 7 exons. Lineage: Eukaryota; Metazoa; Chordata; Actinopteri; Salmoniformes; Salmonidae.
UAGAUAGAGAGGGGAGAGGAGAAGAGAUUUAAAAAAAAUAAAAGGAAGAAAGACAGCGAGGGUGGGAGGGAGAGAGAAAUAGAAAAAAAAAAGAAAGAUGUCGUCCUCUCGUUUGAAAAGCCGAGGCGAAGCUUUGGAUUGCGGCCGAUCGGGAACUCUCUAGUUAGGGACACGAUUUUACGCAACACCGAGGCUUUGGAAUCCACCACCGCUUUGGCCUCUCGGAGCUAUCGAAAUAAAUGACUCUUCGUCCACGUAUUUACAAACAACUGCGGACUUAUUAUUAUUACUUUUUAUAUAUUUUUCGUUAUUUGUAAUAACCAAAUUCUGCAUGGAUUUGAGAAUAGGAUUUCUUCUUAGGCUAUAAUAUAAAUAUACAAUGUAAAUUGCAUUGUAAAUGCAUCAUUAAAAGCAUGCAUCAACCAUUUUGUCGCAUUUUAGUUAUAAUAUCAUGUUGCAUCCUUUCGUCCCACACCAUAUAACAACAUUUUAGUUGAACAUUAUCAUUACUGUGAUAUAAUAUUGUCAUAUGGCUGACAGCCUUUCAAAAUUGAUCAUUCAUCUUCAAUAAUAAUUUAUGCUAUUGAAUGCACCGCGAUUUAAACUUUCACACAGAGAUAUUCACCUUUGAUAUCUGAAACUGCAGAGAGGAAUUAGGUAGACUGCAGACAUUAUAGCAGGUGGAGUGAUUCAUCAGUUGGCCCCAGCCUAUGGUUGGUUGGCCACCAAGUCUCAGGCGGAUAUAUAUUUCUAGUUUUGACUCUUGGACUAAAAGUAUCUGACAUCAUCCUGCUUCAAAAUGGAUUCUUCUUGGAGUAACUUUCUGUUUCAGACUCCGCCCUCACAGACCCAGUCUGAGACAGCCCUCCGAUCAGAGCUGCUUCCGGACAUGACUGGCUCCGCCCAGAACCCCCCUACAGAGCACAUAGCCCCGCCCCCAUCCACAGUGGACACAGCCGCCCUGAAUGAAGAGCCUUUACCUGAGAAGGCCGUCUCCAAGCCUGGCCGGCCGACACACAUCUGCGCCACAUGUAACAAGCAGUUUAAGAACAACUACAACCUCCGGCGCCAUCAGUCGGUGCACACUGGCAUCAAAAUGAAGGACAGAGCAGCCAGAGAGAGGGAGGACGGGAGCAAGGGAGGAGGAGGGGGGCGGCAAACAAUCCCUCUCUCCCUCCUCCACCUCUCUCUGCCCUCUCAUCCUCCUCCCGCAGAAUCCCUCCCCCAUCCCUCCCCACAUGGAAACCAGGAGGGCCAACCUGUUGCGGUGUCCAUCGCCCCAGCGACCGUCACCAUGGCUGCGCCCCAGGUGCUCCAAGCUGCAGUUGUGGUUGCCGGGACAAUGGUACAGAACCAGAACCAAGGGCCUCAACCCUACCCCAACCCUAGCCCCAACCAGGUGAGGAAGAACCAUGCAUGUGAGGCCUGUGGGAAGGCCUUCCGAGAUGUGUACCACCUGAACCGCCACCGGCUUUCCCACUCGGACGAAAAGCCCUACCACUGCCCAAUCUGCCAGCAGCGCUUCAAGAGGAAAGACCGCAUGAGCUACCAUGUACGCUCACACCAAGGAGGGGUGGAGAAACCUUACAUCUGCCCCCACUGCGCCAAGGGAUUCUCACGACCCGACCACCUCAACAGUCACGUCAGACAGGUGCACUCCACUGAGAGACCCUUCAAGUGCCCGACCUGCACGUCUGCCUUCGCCACUCGGGACCGUCUCCGUGCCCACCUGAUUCGACAUGAGGAGAAAGUGCCGUGUCACAUCUGUGGCAAGCUCCUCUCUGCCGCCUACAUCACCGAUCAUAUGAGGGUCCACAACCAAUCACAGCACCACGCCUGCCACCUGUGCAACCGCAGCUUCACCACCCUCACCUAUCUGCGCGUCCACGCUCAGAAACACCACGGCCAGGAGUGGAAGGAGAGCGGCGGGACGCGGGGCAUGUUCGGCGGGGCCGGUGCCGGCGGGGUGCUGCUGUGCCAACUGUGUGGGGUGCAGUGCAAGACACCCACCCAGCUCCAGGGCCACAUGGGCACCCACGCCGUCACCCAGGUCCAGGGCGCCCCCAGCCCCAGCAGUAGCCCCGCGGGGACCGGUACCAUGGCUGUAGCCGUGUCUCUGUCAGGCAGCUCAACCGUGGGCCUGCUGGUCACUGACUGCUCCAGCAUCGCCACCCAGCCUCUCAGCUAGCAGCCAGGCCCAUUGGAGAGA